GAUAGUCACGGUCGCCAUGUGGUAUGUUCGAUUUUGGGUCGGUUGUCAUGUAAUUGGCGUUGGCCAGGGUGGAUUUCAAACAUCGUUAAGGAAGGUCAUCGUUUGCCGAAUUAAGCAGAACUGAGGUGGAUACUGUUUCGAAGCGGACUUUCAAUACUCGAUCGUCCAGGCGAUCAUAGAAACCUUUAGGAGGUUUCCCUUACUGAAAACGUUGGAGUUUAGAGGCCUUACCUUGGGUUGGGGGACAUAAGUAAACUCUUUAAAUGAGAAGUCGAUAGAUGUUGGAUGGGCAUAGUCCUAUCCUGACAGUCCGAACGAAUCUUACCUGCCAUGAUCGGAGUUGGUUUUAUUUAUACUCAAAAGAAGUUAAGGGUAUCGCACAAUUGGCUUCCGGGUUGUAUGUUGGAAAGUUAUUGUUUACACUAAGCUAGUUACGUUGGUCUUUUGUUGACAAAAACAAUGGUUCUUGUCACUAAGUUCCUGUUUUGGGUUUAAUGCUUAUACUGUUCCUGCUUUGAGUUAUAAUGCAUAAACUGCUCCUGCUUAUGUUGUACGUUUCGGUUGGUUCUGAUAAGUGUGUCACAAUUGUUUUUAUAUGAACUGUGUGGCCUGAAUUCCUCUGGCUGCGUUGUUAUGGUAUGAUCUGAUUUGCUGAGUGUGUUAUAAUGAAUGUAUUCCAAUGGUAUGAUUUGGCUUUCCGAAGUGUGUUACAAUGUGUCUAUAGCUGAUAGUGUAUAUUAUAAUAAGUUCUGUAUAGCAGAUAUGCUACACACGUCCUGAUACGUACACAAACCAAUAAUUGGCCAAUUGCAACGACGGUUCAUUCAGCCUCUAACAUAUUACAGAAUGCAGAAUUUAAAGCAUUAUCACAAGCCCAUAUCGAUCCUGGAACUGAUCAUAACCACGUACCGGUCCUGGAACCUAUUAUUUACUCAAACUGGUCCUGGAACUGAUCAUAAACCCAUACCGGUCCUGGAACCUAUCAUGAACUCAAACCGGUCUUGGAACUGAUCAUGAACCCAUGAACCCAGGAACUGUUGCCGAAAUCCCCAUUUCAUUCUGGCUAAUUUUGCAGUUCGUAUCGCCUUUUUUGGACUUGCGUGAGAGCUUUUCCUAUGCAAUUUCCAUUUACAUUUCAGCAACUUCCUAUAGUUCUAGGAUGAAUAAUCGUUUGCUUUUCCAGAAGAUACAAGUUUAAUAAUGACGUUUUAAAUAAUUUUUGUUCUUCAUACACCAAUAAUUCGACAGCUUUUAAUUUACGAAAAAAAAUCUUUUCAGGGAGAUUUUUAAUUUCAAUAGCAAUCACUUAAAACGUAUCACUUCAAAAAUUUAGACCCCUAUAAUCGAUCAACGGACUGCUCCAGGCUCGUCUUAGUCCUUAGAUAUGUAUGCGGAGUAGAUGUGUACACUCUAAUUUAUGAAUAAAUUUAGAGCUUUUGUGCGUGUUUUCGCUUUAUGAGCUUAUUAUAAUUAUAGUGCUGGUGGGUAGAGGCUGUAAGAGCUCGCCAACAAUUACAUCCACUUUCAUUCAAUAAUGCAAUCGUACACUCGUGUUCUGCUAAACCAUUGUUUAAUUAUUCAUGUAUUCACCUUCCCCGUAGUACAUGGUCCAUAAAGAAAAGUUCAUCCCUCUCUGAAAGUAGACAUAUAAUAUGAUCCAUCAUGAAACCUACACCGCUCAGUACCGUUUCUUAGCCGCACGCGAGUACAUUGCAAUCAUGAACAUUUCACCUGCGCCGGGAAUAUUUCAACCCAAGCCGGUUCGUGUUUCGCAGCUACCGCGCUAUCGAAACCGCCAACAAAACAGAACAACCUUCGGCAAAGCCAAGGGAAUUGGUCAGCUCGUGUGGGAUGCUGUACGCGAUACGUUCUACGACUUUGCGUCCAUGUCCAAAAUCCAUGGCAUGUACUAUCUGCAGCGACAGGUUACAACCGGAUUCGUGCGACUGCUUUGGAUCGCCAUCAUAGUAGCCUUUUUCGUCUUCGGCAUCGUACUGAUCUACCUGCUGUGGCAGAAGUUUGUCGAUUCGCCGACGCGUAUGACGAUUGCGUCCGAGAUGAAGAUCGUACAAGUUCCCUUUCCCGGCAUAACCCUGUGCCAUCCCCAGAGUGUGGUCGACUAUAAGGCGGAACGAUUCGUAGAAAAGAUCAAACUGCCUCUCGGUGCGACGAAAGAAUCGGUGCUCAAAAAUCUACCUUCGCUGGGCUAUUUCACCGAGCAUCAGUGGACCUUUCCCAGGCCGCAAGACUUGCGGAUGAUUGACAACGUGCUGCAGCUGAACAACUACACCAUCGAGCAGGCCAUCGAUGAGCUGGGCAUGAUUUGUGAGGAUUUCAUACUGGUGUGCUACUGGGCGGGCAAGCAGUUCCCCUGCUUUGCCAAACACGCAUUCCUCGGGUGGAUAGGUUCCACGAGCCAUUACGGUGCAUGCUGCUCCUUCAACUAUCACCCCAACGUGCGCGGAAACAAGGACCCGUUCGUUGUCAAUACGUACGGCAUGCACGGGGGCCUGAGCGUCAUCGGCACCGGCUACCCGCAGGCAUCGGACGGCAAAUCUGGGGCACUCUACUCGGAAGGCUUUAUGCUCAUGAUACACCAUCCGCACGAUUUCGCCGUCGAGGCGUCUCCACUUACCUUGAUACGCUUGGGUAAGGAGACGUUCGUUAAUGUUCUACCGACGGACUCGCGCUGCUCGGAGCAGGUCCUAGCACUACCGCAAAGCCAGCGAGAUUGUAUCGUCGGGAGCGACUUCACUCCGCCGAUCGAAAGGUACCGCCAGCCAGCAUGCACGCUCGAAUGCUUGCGGAACGAGGUGCACCGCAAGUGCGGAUGCCAUCCGUUCCAUCUGCCCCGACCGAUGGUCGGUCCUAAUGGGCAGGGUAUUAGAAACUGCACUGUCUACGAUUCGAUGUGUUUUGUAGAAAAUUACUAUAUGUUUAAAAGAUUGCAAUGCAAUUGCCUACCGUCGUGCAGUGAUGUGACUUACAAAACGGCCUCGAUUGUUUCCAACUUUUCUGCCUACAACUUUUCGAUUAAUCCGUUUUAUAAAGAAACGAAUCUCACCGAUUUUGAGUUCAUUUUCCACAUCUUUAUGAGCAAUCAGGUCGUGGCAGCCAACAGAAGAAUUGUCGUUGUGUCGUGGAUUUCGCUUCUGUCCAAUCUUGGUGGAGCAUUCAGCUUGUGUCUUGGCAUUAGCGUUCUCUCCUUGUUUGAAGUGUUGUUUUUCUCUAUUUUUCGGUUGAGAAAAAGGUAUCAUAAACUAAAGCAGCGCCAGGAGCAGCAGAUCAAGCUUGUUGCUCCCUUCGCACGGUUGCAGAAAUUUUGAACUCAGGGAUUUGUUUUGUGACGGUCUUAAUACAAUGUUUUGUUUGUUUGUUUGUUAUUUUGCAAAUAAUGAUUCAACAGUUUUUGUUUAUGUUUUGAUUGUACUGGUAUUAACUUUUAUUUUGUGUUACAAUUUUCGUCGUGGUAAGAAAUUAUACCAGCAAAAUUCAUGCAUCGCACCAAUGCUACUAAUUUCACACUACACACUUUAUAUGAUGAGGUAGAAGUAUUUAUCAUUGCAUAUCGAUUAACAAUUCUUCUUGCUUGGAAAGAAACACAAACGAACAUAUUUGGUAGUGAUUGUUGUGUGGUGUUGUAAUUUUUAUUGUUGAAUAAUUUGUUUUACGUCUGUCAAAUAACUACAUGCUUUCACGUCACUAACAAACUAGUUUAAAAAAAAUUAUAAUCCUAAACUAAACGAUCGAUUUCCGGUACGGAAGUUUAAACUGUGAAAAUCAAAACAAGGACCAGUGAUGUGUACAACGGCUAGCUAGAAUAUCUUCGGCAGUUGCAAGCUCUCUGACCUUUUCCAUGGGACAUCAGCUAUCAAACACAUCCCCCUAUGGGUGUUUUAAUUUUGUGCUGCAAGGUGCACCAACAUGUUUUUAUUAUCGUCCAUUUGGUUCAGUUUCGAUUUUCAAUUUGUAGGGAUUUAUUAUUAUUUUUUUUUGCAAAUAGUUCUUUUUUUUCAUGCAUUUCGCAUACUAAAUCUAAUGAAGUACACCAAUUAAGAUUUCGGUUUUAGUUUUUUUGUUUUGCUUUUGGUUUCUGGUUGCCUACAGUAAUGAAUAGGUUUGGAUUUAAAUAAAUUAUCCAAAUCAGGAUACGCUUUUCUCACUAAUACGGCUCGUUAGUUUUUUUUUUCAUUUCUUCGCGUACAAAACUUCUCCUAACUUAUCGUUGCCGUCUUAAAUCGUCGUUGCAAUUAUUCUCUCAAAUCGCUCACUGGUAUCUUCAUACGAUCAAGACAUUAUUAGAACAAUGGAACAAUGGCCAGCAAAACACAAAAUUUUGUGCAAAAUUGAUCCAUUAUUCAUGCCACUGGCAGUGGGGCGAGGAUUGACACUUGAUGGUAGGUAUGUCGUCUACAGCAGCAUUGCUUCAAAACCCUUUUCACACAUUACCCUUACUGUGUUUGUUGUAAGGUGCCGUUUUUUAGAUUUCUUCACUCAGUUCUCUUCUUCACUCUUACGUAAAAUGUCGACAUUCAAGAUGCAAUAAAUAGUGAUGGGGUGUGAUCGGAUCCGUAUGCUGUU
Messenger RNA from Anopheles coluzzii, 4581 nucleotides. RefSeq names its product sodium channel protein Nach-like. The transcript has 6 exons. Gene Ontology annotation, molecular function: ligand-gated sodium channel activity. Gene Ontology annotation, cellular component: membrane. The record is from RefSeq and is a predicted model, not a curated record. The coding region runs from base 1653 to 3326 and encodes 557 amino acids. Gene Ontology annotation, biological process: sodium ion transmembrane transport. NCBI's taxonomy places the organism in Eukaryota, Metazoa, Arthropoda, Insecta, Diptera, Culicidae.